AUGGAGAAACUUGUAGCUAUGACGAAUGAAGAGUUAAAGGCAAGAAACAAACUUAAUCAUAUUCAUGACGAUCUUGUUUUCUCCAUUCUAUCAAAACUACCUCUCAAAUCUAUAAAGCGUUUUGAAUGCAUAAACAAAUCAUGGUCGAUUUUAUUUGAAAAUCAUAAUUUCAUGAAAAUGUUCCGCAACCAUUUCUUAUCUAAUAAUAACGAUUCUGAUUCUGGUGAUACCUUUCUCCUACUCAAUGAUGUUGAUCCGCCUGCGCCACCUAAAAAAUAUCGUAUUUGCUCAUUUUAUUUGCUCUCUAGUGAAAGUCAGCAGUUUGAUAAUAAGAUCAAGUUAGAUUUGCCAUUUUCAAUUGACGAUUUUGGUAUUGGUAUUUUUAUUUUAGGUUUCAACAGUAUUAAUGGUAUUUUUUGUGUUUGUCGAGAAGCUCCAAUAAGAUUCCGAAUUGUAUUAUGGAACCCGACUACUGCCGAAUUCUUUGCCAUUCCUCCUAGCUCUGAAGAGUGUGUACCUUAUCGGAGCCCUUAUUUGGGGCUUAUUGGAUUUGGUUAUGACCAUAUUAGAGAUGACUAUAAAGUCAUUCGAUAUACAACAUUUCUCCCAAUCACUGACGAAGAAAUAGAUGUGCCAUUGAAAGAUAGAUCGUUUGACCCCGUGUUGGAGAUUUAUAGUUUUAGUAGUAACUCUUGGAGGAUACUUGAUAUCGACAUGCCUUAUGUCUAUAUUGAUGAAUUCUCUCGUGGUACCGGAGUGCACAUCAAUGGAAUGUGCCAUUGGUGGUACAUGUAUGAAGGUUGUAGACUUGGACAGAUGGCGAGACACUUGGUGGUGUUAAAUGAGUCAAUUUCUUUGAUCUCAAAUUGUCCCGAUACAACUACCUUUCAUAUUUCAACUUUGGGUGAACUUGGCGUGGUGAAAUCAUGGAUUACACUCUUUGUUGUCGGGCCCUUACCUUUCAUUGAGUGUCCCAUUGGGGUUGGGAAGAAGGGCAACAUUUGCUUCAAAACAUACGAUGAUAAACUAGUUUGGGUUGAUUUAAACACCCAUAUAAUUGAUGAAAUUGGUGUUAAUGGAAAGAGAGGUAGUUGUCGUACAGGAAUUUACAAGAAAAACCUUUUUCCAAUUGGAGGAAUUAAUAAUUAG
Messenger RNA from Cicer arietinum (chickpea), 1149 nucleotides. Its product is annotated as F-box only protein 8-like. NCBI's taxonomy places the organism in Eukaryota, Viridiplantae, Streptophyta, Magnoliopsida, Fabales, Fabaceae. Gene Ontology annotation, molecular function: protein binding. The record is from RefSeq and is a predicted model, not a curated record.